Polyodon spathula (Mississippi paddlefish) is the source of this 4192-nucleotide messenger RNA. Its product is annotated as zinc finger protein 135-like. Gene Ontology annotation, biological process: regulation of transcription by RNA polymerase II. Gene Ontology annotation, molecular function: RNA polymerase II cis-regulatory region sequence-specific DNA binding; DNA-binding transcription activator activity, RNA polymerase II-specific. Gene Ontology annotation, cellular component: nucleus. NCBI's taxonomy places the organism in Eukaryota, Metazoa, Chordata, Actinopteri, Acipenseriformes, Polyodontidae. Bases 626 to 3268 code for a protein of 880 amino acids. The transcript has 2 exons. The record is from RefSeq and is a predicted model, not a curated record.
CUAUUUUUUUUUUUUUUUUUUUGUAUCAUUUAAAUCCCAGAUUAAGGCUUUUGAAGAUCUAGCUGUGACUAACGGUCAGUAGUUUGUGUUUCCACUAAUAUCCAGGUAACAGUUACCUACAAGGGGAGAGAGAUACACACACACACAGUCGAGUCCAGCACGCUGAGAGUAAGGAUCGGCGCUGCAGCCGUGCAGUCGAGUCCAGCACGCUGAGAGUAAGGAUCGGCGCUGCAGCCGUGCAGUCGAGUCCAGCACGCUGAGAGUAAGGAUCGGCGCUGCAGCCGUGCAGUCGAGUCCAGCUCGCUGAGAGUAAGGAUCGGCGCUGCAGCCGUGCAGUCGAGUCCAGCUCGCUGAGAGUAAGGAUCGGCGCUGCAGCCGUGCAGUCGAGUCCAGCACGCUGAGAGUAAGGAUCGGCGCUGCAGCCGUGCAGUCGAGUCCAGCUCGCUGAGAGUAAGGAUCGGCGCUGCAGCCGUGCAGUCGAGUCCAGCUCGCUGAGAGUAAGGAUCGGCGCUGCAGCCGUGCAGUCGAGUCCAGCACGCUGAGAGUUCACCCUAGCUUCCAAUCUGAGUAGUGUGUGUGCGUGUGCGUGUGCGUGUGCGUGUGCGUACGUCGAGUCCAGCACAACAUGGCCGCUUUAGCAGCUGUAGACUCUCCUGGAAGCGACGGGGGGCUGCCUCCGGAUUUCGGGAAAGAGAAGGCAAGCCGAGGCGACGCUGCUGAGAGCGAAGGGGCAGGUGUAAUGAACGGGCUGGGCAGCAGCGAGAUGGUUUUAAUACCGCUCGGGGCGGUACCGGCACCGCACACUUCUGCAGGGAACAUGAACACCCCGCCCCCCAAAAUAGACGUGGUCGUGCUGCUGUCAGAAGAGGAGGAAGAGAAAGCAGGGGCACACCCCGGCCAGGACAACAAUACCAGUAAUAAUAAUAAUAAUAAUAAUAAUAAUAAUAAUAAUACCAUUGCAAGAGGAGACGACUCUGGAGGACAUUAUAAACACGAGGAAGGCGAAGCCGCUGCUGCUGGGGAAAGGGCCGAGGCGGAGCGCACACCGGACUGCAGCUCCACAGGAGAGGAAUCUACAUGUCAUCCUGGAAUCCAUGUGCAGGAAAGAGAGGGAGGAGGAGAGGGAGUACACUGUGAAACUGUCCCGCCCGGGUACAGCCAGCCGGAGGAACAGCGCGACACGCACAGCGGCAUCGACAGCGCGGAGCCCCACAGCCACCCUUCGGAUCCAGGCAGGGGGGCGGCGCCCGGGAGGGGGAAGCGGCGGCUGGAGUGUGCCGAAUGCGGCAAGAAGUUCAACCGGCGGGAGACCUUCGAGCUCCACCGGCACCUCCACACCCGCGCCGGCGAGGCUGCCACCCUGACCUGCCAGGACUGCGGGUUGAGCUUCCAGCAACGCAGCCACCUGGUCAAACACCGGCGCCAGCACGAGGCCGGGGCAGGGGGACCCCGCUGCCCCCCGGAUCCCCUGUCCUGGAAGCCCUACCGCUGCCCGCUGUGCCGUGAGGAGUUCCAGUUCACCGCGUCGGUCGACGCUCACAUGCGCGGCCACUCCCUGGACAACCCCUUCCGCUGCGCGGAGUGCGGGGAGCAGCUGUCCUGCGCCGUGGCCCUGCGAGACCACCAGCGCUCCCACGCAGCCCCCCCGAAGACCACCGAGAGCCUGGACUGCGGGGCGGCUCCCCAGCCCCGCCCGGCCGCUGUGGAGGGUCACCGGGAGGGGGAGGAGGAGGGGGCCCACCAGUGCGGAGUCUGCGACAAGCGGUUCGAGCGCGCCAGCCACCUGCAGCAGCACCGCUACCUGCACACGGGGGAGAAGCCAUUCACCUGCCCGGACUGCGGGAAAGCGUUUGCCUUCCUGCAGAACAUGAAGGCGCACUGGAGUAUCCACGACGGGGAGGGGGUCUCCGCGAACAGGCUUCCGGACGCGGACCGCCCCCUCAAGGGCCUCCUGGAGUGCCCCGAGUGCGGCAAGGGGUUCCGGCACCGCUCGGUGAUGGAGGGCCACAUGCGGAAGCACACGGGAGAGCGGCCCUUCCAGUGCAGCCUCUGCGGGAAGCGCUUCAAGUACAGCAGCUACCUGCAGCAGCACCUGGUCCUGCACAGCGGCAGCAAACCCUUCCCGUGCCCGGUCUGCGGCAAGGCCUUCGCCUUCAACCAGAACAUGAAGGCGCACUGGAAGCUGCACCAGGAGAAGCCCCACCGCUGCCCACACUGCCACAAGGGCUACAGCGAGGAGGGGCAGCUGAGGGAGCACCUGGCCAGCCACGCCGGGGACAAGCCUCACCUGUGCGGGCUGUGCGGCAAGAGCUUUGGCCUGGCCUGCCAGCUGCGGGACCACCAGGACACGCACAGCGGGGAGCGGCCCUCCCGCUGCCACGAGGGCUUCCCCUGGCUGGGCAGCCUGCUGGUGCACCAGAAGAGCCACGAGAGCAAGAGGCAGGGCGCAGCAGGGCGGCCGCGCAGCUGGAACGGAAACCGCGCGGGAGGGGCCAGGAACCAGCCGCGCCCCCCCCAGGUCAGGGAGCCGGGGAGCAGGGGCCUCUACGGGGGACCUCAGCCCAGGAGGGACAGCGCGCACUUGUUUGCGAGCCCAGAGGAGCAGGCGCAGCUACUACAGCUGAUGCAACAGCAGCAGCUGCAGGGGGUGGUGGCGCCGCAGCAGAGGUGGCUGGAGGCGCAGCAGAGGGAAGCCGUGCAGCAGGAGCUGCGGCAGCUUGAAGUGAGGAACAACGUGCAGCAGCUGCAGCAAAGGGACUCGGUGCAGGUUGAAAUGCAAGAAAGGGCAACGGCGCAGCAGCAAAAGCGCUUUGAGCUGCAGCAGUGGCAGGAGCGGGCGACCGAGCAACAGCACACUGAGCUGCAACUGCAAGAAAGGGCUUUCGGGCAACAGCAGCCGCUAGGAGAGGAACAGCAGCAGCAGCAGCAGCAGCAGCAGCGCAUGGAGGCGCAAGAGACAGCAUUGGAGCAGCAGUGCAUUGAACUGCGGCAGACGGAGGAGAGGGCCGGAGAGAAGCGGUGCACGCAGGAGCAGGAAAGAGCCGAGCAGCAGCAGAGAGAGGAGCCGCAGCAGGGUGGUGCCAGCGAGCAGGAGGAGGUGCAGGAGCAGCGAGGGGGGGCCCCUCCGCUGAACGGCUCCGAACCGCAACCACUGCGGCCGCCGCCGGCAGGGGACAGGCAGCUCCAGUGCAUGGAAUGCGGCCAGGCCUUCCCGCGGGAAGCGGCGCUCCACGAGCACUACAUGGAACACGCCCGGGGAGACGUGUGACUCGGGUUUAACCCUUUACUGGAGCUUGCAGGGCCAAGCUGGGGGGCAGCAACACUGCAGGACUGAGCUGGGUGCCCCGGAGAAUACAGGACAGCUGGACAGAGGUUCAGUUAUAUGAACUGUGUGUGUGUGUAUAGAGAGAAUGCGUGGGGUGCGUUCCGAAAAGCCUGAGCUGUCUCAGGCUCCCCUCGUGUCCCACAGGUCCACACAGCGACUCUGGCAUUGCAUUCUGAGGCACGGUAACAAUCCCACACCUCACCUCAAGUAUGCAGCAUUAUUAUUAUUAUUAUUAUUAUUAAUUCAUUCAUUAUGGAAUGUAUAUGCCUUGUUGUUCAAUGGGUAAUUCAGCUUUUUUGAAUAUUACUGUACCUUACUGUAUGGUAAAUAAUAAACACACGGUCAUUGUUUGCAAGCUUUUCAUUGUGAGAUCUUUUUUUGCGAUUCAAAUAAAAAAAUAACCCAUAGACUGGCUCUAACAUUAUUAUCACGGUGGAUCUCAACAGCUGUUGCAGCAUCGCUCGGCAGUGCGGGCCGGAUUCAAGUCACUGUUUAUCUCCUCGGUUAGAAUGCCCUGUUCUCAGGUCUAUGGUUUAUAAAAUAAGCCGAGCUCAGUUAUUUAUUUUUAAACAGAGGUUGGGUAUAGCAAAGUUACCCCGUCUGAACUGGCAGUAUUUUUUUUUUUUUACAAUAAACUUUAUUUACAUUUCAUUUUUGCAGUCAUUUUUAACACACACCUCUCUCUCUUUCUCUCUCUCCACACACACACACACACACACACACACACACACACACACACACACGGUUCUCCCCCUUAUAAGGCAGCUCUUUACUCUGCGGAGCAGGUUAUAAGAUGGUACAGUCACGUCUCCAAUCAGCCCCAGAAAGCCGUCACACUAACACUAUCUUCUCGUUCUACAGAUGCAA